Messenger RNA from Pisolithus orientalis, 3185 nucleotides. RefSeq lists its product as uncharacterized. The record is from RefSeq and is a predicted model, not a curated record. The transcript is spliced from 6 exons. Bases 303 to 3089 code for a protein of 928 amino acids. NCBI's taxonomy places the organism in Eukaryota, Fungi, Basidiomycota, Agaricomycetes, Boletales, Pisolithaceae.
CACAGGCCAGCGUUGACGAUAACAUGAUGGAAGUCAAGUUGCGAUGAGUCUGGCCCUCAGCUCGUGCUUGUCUUCCAGGAGUUGCACACACUGAAGCGUGGCUGCCAAUGCACCUCUACUCUAUGCACUUCUCCGAGGAGGUUGUUCAUCUCCAGCUUUACUUCCUGAACGCAUCUGCGUGUGGUUGUACCUAUUAAGGCUCUGAUUUCCACACGAGGCUGAUAUGCAGCUUCCUGGGCGGCUGAGCCGCACUGCUCAUAAUCUAUCGUAGCUUCAAGGCCUUCCGCAUCAUCCUAUCUAUCAUGUCUCUCACCCACGCUGGUAUAGUUCAUCAGCCUCCAGGACAAUCGACUUUAGCGUACCUCCCCCUUGAAAAAGUUGCAAUCAACGCGUGGAUGGUCGAUGUUUCUGCGCGAUUAGUGCUAACUCAGGUAUUCCAGAACGAAUCAGAUAGGCCUACCGCUAGGGCCAAAUACGUCUUCCCUCUCCCCGAACGAUCGGCCGUCUGUGGAUUCGAACUUGAACAUGCAGAUGGACGCGUGAUCGUUGGAGUGGUGAAAGAAAGCGAAGAUGCGGCGCGGACCUUUGAAGUCGCAGUUGCAGCAGGGCAAACUGCUGCACUAGUCGAGCGGGUAACAGACGAUAUCUUUGCCAUAUCGGUGGGUUCCGUUCCUGCAAGGAAACAUGUAACCACCCGUAUCACGUUUAUCAUGGAUCUUCUCACUGAGGGCAUGCGGGAUCACGUGCGUCUCCAACUUCCUUUGGCUAUCUUCGAGCGAUAUGGUCCUACUCCCGAUUCGAUGAUUGGCGCUGCCUCUGCGACAAUCUCCACUCGCAUCGAUAUCAGAGUUGACGUCCAAACAAGUGACACUAUACGAUCUAUACGCAGUCCCACUCACCUCAUCAAGGUGUCACGGUAUAAGACGCGCAAUGGGCGCAAGUCCCAGCGUCGCAUGUCUGCAUCUUGGGCGUCACCAACCUUUGAGAAGCGAGAUUUUGUGCUUACCGUAUACGCCGACGGACUUGACAAACCAAGAUGCUUCGCCGAAAUAGAUACGGAGGCCGGCACUGGAACGAUCGGCAUGCAGCUCACUCUUGUUCCGUCGUUCGAGGUGCCCCGUAAUCCAUCGCAAGAAUACCUAUUCGUUAUCGACAUAUCGGGGAGCAUGCAAGGCGACCGUGUCAAAACUGCGAAGUGUACAUUGUUGAUGCUACUACGUCUCCUUCCAUGCUCACAAACCAUCUUCAACAUCUUUCGCUUUGGUUCCGAGGUGUACUCCCUAUGGGCGGCGUCUUGUGAUUACAAUCAAGACUCCGUGGAUAAAGCUACUACCCACGUAAAGUUACUCAAAGCUGAUGGCGGAGGCACAGAGAUCGCCAAAGCUUUAGAGGCUGCAAUAAAUAGUCGGCGGAACGAUCGGCCUACCGCAAUAUUUCUUUUGACAGACGGUGAAGUAUACGACGAGGAUCCCGAUGAUACUAUGGCUAUGCAUAUCGUAGCUGAGGCCGUUCGCAGAACCAACCCCCAAGCACCCUUGCGUGUAUUUGUCCUCGGCAUCGCAGACGCGACGUCUAGCAUGUGCGAAGGCAUUGCCCGCGCUGGUAAUGGAGAGUGCCUUUUCGCGGUCUCCCACGAGCAAAUACUGGGAAAAUGUGCUCGUCUAUUGAAUGCAGGGCGUACAAAGAGAAUCGAGAGCAUCCGGGUGGAUUGGGGCUCCCUACCUACGUCCACAGCGACCCAGUCAACACAUGCAGUUUCAUCACGUCUUGGUAACUUCGGGGGGAUGCUUGAACUGGAACCUCCGCCAGCUUUGCAACAGAUUCCACACAGCCUGACCAAGAUAUUUGCCGGGUUGCGUUUCACUGUCUUUGCAAUCAUCUCUCCAGGGAGGGUCCCAUCUUCGAUCAAGCUCCUCACGAAGUUCGACGGAGUGGAUGAACCGAUGGAAUGGGACGUCCCAGUUACAGAAGUCAAGCCGUUCAAAGAUGCGGAAUGCGAGAUACCCCUCAUACAUACGCUUGCAGUGCGCAAGUUGAUUACAGAGUUCAGCGAGGGAAGAACACCACUACCGGCCGUAGUUGGCUCUGUAGUCGCAUCCGACGAGGAGAUCAAGAAAGCAGCGAUCGUGAGGCUCGGACUUGGUUACCAGCUCGCCAGUCAGUAUACGUCUUUUGUGGCAGUAGAUGACGGAGACGAGCAACUGAGAGGUGCUAGAAGAGGUCAAAGCAGGCCUGACAUGGGGUGGAUUAGAACGAGGCGACAAUUGCGCUCGCGGAGAUCAAUGCAACAGACCGAACAAAACGAGGGUGUUAAUGAAGAAGGGAACGAUGGUCUCUUAGACACUCUAUUCAAUGGUUUCACUUCAGCGAUCUCGUGGGUCUUCAGGACGUUCAGUGGCUCUGCAUCUGGCCCGAAUCCGGGAUUGGAUGGACCCCAGAACCUUCCUGGAUCGUACACGGACUCUGAAUUAAGUCCGGACACAGGCGAUGGAGAUUCACGCGGUCGCACCACCAGGCCCAGGGGACAGGAUAUUCCUCGUCGCUACAGCACAGACACGUUUUCGACACUGAGUUCGCUCGAAGAAUCAUGCUCUUCUUGCUGGACGUCCUCUCGCUCAUCGAGUCCUAGUGAUCCGAUAGAGCGUGCUCCUUCUCCCGAAUUGGUCCGUGACGCAGGGUCCCCGCCCGUGACCCAUGCAACUGCUCCGCAGGUUUCCAUUCCAUCAGGAGUGACUUCUACAACCCCACCGACCAUCUCCAAGGAGGCAUAUGAAGUUUUCCAACUAAUCGAACCUGACGGUUCGUUUUCCCCCACUCCUCAGUUGGGUCGGAUCAUCGGCCCUGGAAUAUCGGAGAAAGCAGCUGAGCUCGGUGUGGACGGGAAACUAUGGGCUACCGUGGUUGCAGUGGCAUAUUUGAAGAAAUGCCUAGAGAAUGAACCAAGUUUACUCGAUGCAUUGGUUGCGAAAGCGAAAGACUUUAUCAGGGAAGCACAGACGAGGGGACAGGGCACGUCACGACGUAGCUUUGAGGACAUGAUUAGACGUGCAUCUGAGUGGCUUGAGACGGGACAAAGAACUAGUACUUAGUAAAUCGUGUAUCUUUGGAUACCCGCAUUUCUCAUGGAAAGGAACUGAGGUCAUCGGGAUUGCUAUUCGAUAUGUCCGCUCAUGUUAGAACCCCGG